UGAACAGCGUUACGUUGAGACUAAAGGUGAAUCAGUAAAGAUUCUGUUGCCGUAGUUGCCUCGUUCGCUGUCGCACUUGUUUAUUUUUUUAUGUAACUUUCAGAGGAAGGCGAGCUGCACAGAACCAGAGAUCCGAUCGGAAGAAGUCAUGGCCCGAUUGGUAGCAGUGUGCAGGGAAGGGGAGGAGGACUACCCGUUUCUGGCAAGACAGAUCCCCCUAUACAUCGAUGACACACUCACGAUGGUGAUGGAGUUUUCUGACAGUGUGAUGGAUGUUGACAGCCAUGAACGCAACACUUCCCGUUGGAAACAGUUUUCUGAGUAUUAUUCCAAGCUGAAGCAGCAGGACUUGAAUAUGGCCUUGAUGGUGACAUCAAGAGAAGUGUUCAGUACAUUAUCUCAGCUGGUACCGUGUGUGGGCUGCAGACGAAGCGUCGAGCGCCUCUUCUCACAUUCUGUGGAAUCAGGAAAACCAGCCCUGAAGCCCCUCACGGUGAAACCUAAAGGCAUGCUCACGGUCACCAAGUCCUGCUUGGCAGACAUGAAGAAGCUUUAUUCUCUCUUCUACAUCCAUGGAUCAAAGUUAAAUGACACAAUUGAUGCCAUUCCGAAAAGUAAAAAGAACAAACGCUGCCAGUUGCACUCCUUGGACACUCACAAGCCUAAACCUUUGGGGGGGAGCUGGAUGGAUGUGUGGGAGCUGAUGUCUCAAGAAUGCAGGGAUGAGGUGGUCCUCAUCGACAGUGCCAGUCUCCUUGAAACACUGGAGGCAUACUUGCGUAAACACAGGUUUUGCACAGACUGUAAGAAUAAAGUGCUCAGAGCGUAUAACAUCUUGGUUGGGGAGGUGGAGUCCAGUGAGGAGAAGGGAUACUGUGCUGCUCUGUAUGAGGGCCUGUGUUGUUGUCCCCACGAACGGCACAUUCAUGUGUGCUGUGAAACGGACUUCAUCGCUCAUUUACUUGGCAGGGCAGAGCCCGAAUUCUCAGGAGCCUAUGAACGCAGAGAGAGACAUGCAAAAACAAUUGACAUUGCCCAAGAGGAGGUGCUGACCUGUUUGGGCAUUCACCUCUAUGAACGGCUGCACAGAAUCUGGCAGAAACUGCGGGCAGAGGAGCAGACCUGGCAGAUCUUGUUUCAUUUGGGAAUUGAUGCUCUAAGGAAAAGUUUUGAGAUGGCUGUGGAGAAGAUGCAGGGGAUCAGCAGACUCGAGCAGCUUGUGGAGGAACUGUCUGAGGAAGAGAGAGUCAAAGAGCUGAAGCUGGAGAAAAAGAGGCAAAAGCGUAAAAAUCGACGCAAAAACAAGUGUGGCUUUGACAUGUCUGAACAGGAGGCAGAGGACAAGGAGAAAAUCCUGGAUGAGAGUUCCUAUGAGUCUGUAGAGAGCAGCUGUAAGGCCUGCGGUAGCCCUGGUGAGGAGGAAGAGGAGGAAGCUGGCUGUGAAGGGAAUGAUGCCACCUGUAGCAACACUUCCUGUAAGUGCCUGAGCAAUGCCAAGCAAGAUUUGUCCCACAACAGUAAUGGAAGCGAUUGCGGCUACUCCUCAAGUAUAGAAGGCAGUGAGAUGGGGUCACGAGAAGGCUCAGACGUUGCCUGCUCUGAAGGAAUCUGCGACCAUUAUGAAGCAGGUGAUUACACAAAUGUCCAUCGCUGUGCUGAAGAUGAGGAUGAGGAAGAGGAUGGUGCCGACAGCUGUGUCGACUUCUGGCCACAGUCUGAGGAAAAGUGUCAGUGCAAGAGCAAAAAGAAGAAGAAAAAGGCAAAGAGCUUCUGUACCAGUCAGGGGCAAAAAUCUGAUGGUUUGUCAGAUGGCAACACAACAGGCCUCAGUCUGACGACAGCGCACACCUGUCGAACCAAAGAAUUAUUCUCCUCCUUAUGUGGCGAUAAACUUGCCAACAUUGCACUACAGUUACCACGGACAGCACAUCAGGAGGAUCUCAGCCUUCAUGUCAAACCUCCAAAUGAAAACUUCAGUCUGGUGGAACUUCUGGACGAUUCAGAAGUAAACUCUGAAGAAGACUGUUGUCUGACCCAGGAUGAAAUCCAGGCCUUUUUAGAACAAAACCAGUCCUUCUACAACAACCGCCACCAGUACCGACAACUCCUGAAGGAUAAGUUCACCAACUACUGCCGUGCCACUGAGCAGAGCAAACCGGUCUGUGGGAAAUGGUUCUCCACAACCAGUGUCAACUAACUGCACUAAUGUCUUCUUCUGAAAAAGUCAAACACUCAUGACCACUGCUGCAACAAGAUUAGAAAAAUAAAUUUCUGCAGUAGCUUUGGUGUUUUGUUUGCUCAUUUCUCCUUGUAAAGUAAGUGUGAUUCUUACUUUUUCCACUUCAUCUCUUUCUGUUUGGCACACCGACACAGUGGUUCAUCUCUACAUUCAGACUUGUAGUCCUCUUUGACCAAUCCUGUAGCUGUUUGUUGUUGGUUUGUAGGGUUUCUGGGUAACGGCACAGUAGAAUAUGAAAUCGAGCUUCACAAACUGUGAUGUUAGGGAAUAAAUUUAGCAGUCUUAUUGUUUAU
Nematolebias whitei (Rio pearlfish) is the source of this 2532-nucleotide messenger RNA. It is a transcript of the gene ggnbp2, whose product is annotated as gametogenetin binding protein 2. Gene Ontology annotation, cellular component: cytoplasm; nucleus. The coding region runs from base 149 to 2197 and encodes 682 amino acids. The record is from RefSeq and is a predicted model, not a curated record. NCBI's taxonomy places the organism in Eukaryota, Metazoa, Chordata, Actinopteri, Cyprinodontiformes, Rivulidae. The transcript is spliced from 14 exons.